Messenger RNA from Gloeophyllum trabeum ATCC 11539, 462 nucleotides. Its product is annotated as transcription initiation factor IID, TAF10 subunit. The coding region runs from base 1 to 462 and encodes 153 amino acids. The transcript has 4 exons. Gene Ontology annotation, cellular component: SAGA complex; transcription factor TFIID complex; nucleus. Gene Ontology annotation, biological process: transcription initiation at RNA polymerase II promoter. The record is from RefSeq and is a predicted model, not a curated record. Gene Ontology annotation, molecular function: promoter-specific chromatin binding; RNA polymerase II general transcription initiation factor activity. NCBI's taxonomy places the organism in Eukaryota, Fungi, Basidiomycota, Agaricomycetes, Gloeophyllales, Gloeophyllaceae.
AUGCCACCGCUGAAUCAGACGGCGAACCCUGAAAAUGCCCAGUAUCCCAUUGCAUCGACUUCACAGCAGUCAACGUCUCAGCCACAAACGCGACAGGCAGCAGAGGAGGCGAGGAAAGACCGUACAUUGGCUGAGUUUCUGCUCAUGCUGGAUGACUAUGAACCUUUGAUCCCGAAUGAAGUGACGGAUUACUACUUGCAGCGGGUAGGGUUCGAGUGUGAAGAUGUACGAUUAAAACGGCUAUUAUCUCUGGCAGCACAAAAGUUUGUCUCCGACAUCGCCGCUGAUGCCUUCCAACAUGCACGGAUACGAACAAAUGCUGCAGGCGGUCGGACGAGGACGAGUCAGGCGCCAGGCGCUGCUGCGCGGGAUAAGGCCAGGACGACAUUGACCAUGGAAGACCUCAGUGCCGCCCUAGCAGAGUAUGGCAUCAACUCCCGGAAACCAGAGUUCUACAUGUGA